CAACGAGCUCCACAAGAGAAAGACAGACUGGAAUGGUUCGCGCAAUUUGCGCUCUAAGAUUUGUUUUUAGUUAGAAAAACUUUAUUCUUUCCUGAUCAUAUUUUGAUUUCCUCUUCAAAAAAUUGCACGUCGCGAUGAGCAACUCUAACCCUCUGCGGACCGACGCUUGUAUGAAGCGAACGGUAAGUAUGGAGACAGUUUUGCGACAUCAUGAAAUUCAAGAGAGGAAACUACAAGGGAAGCGAGAAGCAUAUAAAAGACGAAAUGAUACGUACGUCAAAGCUAUGUACGGUAGUCCUCAGGACAAAGAAGAAGUCAGGUGAACAAGUUUACGUUUUAUAACUUAACUUAACUUGACUUGACUUAAACAAUAGUCAAUUAACGUCCAUCACCACAAGUGCUGAUGCUUGUUAGACUCCAAUUAACAGCUGUCUUUCAUUUAAACAUAGACUGCAAAAUAUUCUCAAAAUAACCAAGAUAUAACUGUAAAAUUUUCAUUACUGGAUACGGCAUUCUUGCAGUUCUUUCCUUAGACUGAUUUCGGUCUAUUUUAAUUUAACUUGUUGAUCGAUUGUGGGUUGAUAGAUUGCAUUUGCCUAGUCCCCUCGCUUUUCGAGUACAAUCGAGAAAGCAUAUACCAUGUAUGCCAGGGCUAAAUCAUCCCCUAAGUUGCUCCUCAAAGCGUGACAAUUUCAGUUAAUUUACAAUAACUUUGUUGGCUCUAACUCAGAUCUUUCCUUACCAAACUUGGCCUGAAAAUAUAAAAUUAAUAUUGAGACAAUCAAAUUGACAUUUUGACAUCAAUAUGUCAAAUUAUGACGUCACAUUUGCUGACGUCAUUCAUACGUACAUUUUAAACUUUAAACUUUCUCCAUCUUUUAUGAAAAUUUGAAAGAACCAUUCAAGGGAAGUCAUGUGAAAGCUGAAAAAACGUUUUUUUAAUCUUAAAUAUGAGCUGAGAAAUGACAUUUUGAAUUGGGAUAAAUUCGUACCACAAAAACGGGGUAAAAUAGGCCUAAAUUAAAGUGUUUUAUUGUAGUGUCACCAUUUCUAUUUAAGAUAAACAUAACACAUCUUUAUUGUUGAAAUCUAAAGGAAAAAAGAAUGUUUUUUAAGGAAAAGUAUGGUUCCCAGGGGUGCAAUAAAAUACCUUAAAAGUCCAAUAACUCAAGUUUUACACGUCAUGGCAAGAAAUGGUUUUCAACCUUUUACUCCCCUUCUAAUUCUCUUUCAGGUGAUAUAGGUAAGUGAUAUAUUGAAAUUAGAAAAUUAUAUCAGGAAUUGUGACGUCAUAAUUUGACAUUUUGCGUGAGACAAAAACGUUAAAAUUACCUGGUCAACAAUCAAAGUCUGUGGGGGCAUUUACACAAGAGGCACUUAUUAAUUUGAGAGAGGGCAUAUUUUAGAUCAUCCUAUUUGUGGUUUAAAGAUUCCUUUGUAAAGUGCCAUGAGCCCAGUAAUGGAUAUGGUGCUGAUUAUAAAUGCUUUGAUUAUAAUUUAUUACAUGUAUUAAUAUAAUUGUAUAGUAAGCUAUUCCUUGAACACUAUGAGAACACUUAAAGCAACCACUAUUAUUGCAUCUUUAAAACUCUCAGGCAAGAUGGCAGAACAGCAUUGUUGCAACAAAUGAAAGAAAAAGAACUAGCUGACAAAAAUGCCAUGGCUGAAAAGACAAAAGAGAGUGACUUCGCAAUCAGUUAUGACAGGAUCUGCAUUGAACAAGACAAAGAAGACAAAAUCAACAAAGAAAAAUACCUACAGCAGUUCAGGAAUGAAAAUAAAAGGGUACUAACACUUUAAUUUCUGUUUGUUCAAUUUUUCUGAAGAACAGCUCAACCGGUAGCUGCAUAUCAGAAAGUUACCUUCAAGAUUACUUUGGUGUUGAAAAUGCUGCAACUAUUGUAUACGAAUCUCAGUGGUAAUGUUUAUUUACAGACUGUAUCUUAUGCCACCUUCUUAACUCAUGACUUGCACACCUGUGCUUCAAACAUGGCAUCAACUCAACUACAUGGAGUAUGAUGUCAUAAAACGUUUUUCUUUGAAUACUGAUUGGCUCAUAACCAUCAUGUAUUAUCUGUUACAUUAUUGGCCAGUGCUACCAAGAAAUGUGAUUUUACUGUUUUGAGGUGAAAGCCAUUCAAUCCAAAAAGGAGGCAAAGUCAAUUAAAAACAUUCAAAAGUCCAUUUUAUUUUGUGAUGUACUGAAAACAAGUGACAUCAUGCAAAAGAUCAAGGUUCCUUUAAAUGUCAAGACUGAGGUUUCUUUGAAUGGUGACACAACAAAUUUUAGCCUACACACAAAUAAAAAGGCACUUGAUUUAAGUACAAUACUUUUUGCUGUAGUGACCUUGGAAAAGUCUGAAAGUCAAGAAAGGAACAAUCAUCACUUUAGUAAAUAUUGGGGGCAUUUUUGUUUUCUCUUUCACAGCUGAUGGAGCUCCGUGCAGAACAGCAGAAAAAAGAUAGAUGUGCAAGACAUUUAGAAGAAAGAAACCUCCUCCAGCAAAGUCCGAUAAAUUGGAGCCAUACUCUUCAUUGAGAAAUAAAUUCAAGUAUUAUUAAUUUUUAUUGAUAGCUGAAAAAUCAUGGUUUUUACAAUCACUUAAAUUAAUUCCAAUAAACAACAUAGCAUAUGUUGUGUACAUGCUGUUACAAUUAUCCAGAUUUUGAUGAUACUAAGAUGUGUGUUUAUAACAGUUUGUCAAUCAAGUAAUAGGAAAAAGAAAUUUAAAAUGGCACUUAUGAUAAUAUAAAACAAUCAAAAUACCAUGUUGCAUUAAUAAUUUUUUUAAUGUCUGGAAUGUUCUAAUCAAGUGAUGAAUAUUUUGAAUGCACAGUAUUUAACAAUAAAACAAAAUUAUCUACUAACUCAUAAAGUGGAACCUCAAUGUGUACAAACUUAAGUUCACAAACUUUAAGUUAUACUAUGACAUUAAUCGUAACCUAGACCCAGCACUACAAAGGGUUUUUUUGGGUUGUCAAUUUCUUUUAUUCACCAUCUACACAUUGGCCAUUAUACACCUUGUUUAUCUCCCACACUUUUGGGGUAUUACAUUCGUCCCAAGGUGUACAAGGGAAAUGUGAAAAUGAUGAAUCAUUCCUUUUUUCUUAUUUUGAAGAAUUUCGUUGUGUGAUGCACAGAUCUUUUUUAAGCAUUUUAAGAAAUUCUCUACAAUAAUAUCAUACAGCAGACACGGAUAGAGCUAACUGUUUCAUGCUUUCAUGCUGAACUCCACUACUACUCGGCACUGAAAAUGAACGUGUCAUUCUCCCACUGCUAUGGUGUAGUAAUAUUGCUGUCAUAAAUAAUGGCAGUGACACUGGAUAAUACAGUACUG
Molecule: messenger RNA, 3338 nt
Organism: Porites lobata
Lineage: Eukaryota; Metazoa; Cnidaria; Anthozoa; Scleractinia; Poritidae
Source: the annotation of a GenBank genome assembly